CCAAAAGGAAGAUUUAAGCCUAAAGAAAGAAAACACGUCCAGAUAAAUGUAGGAUUGAUGGCGCCACAUGAAACUGAUGGAACCGAUUUAAAACACCCGUUAUUUACAGACCCGGAGGUAGCAGCACCUGAUCUACUGAAACAAGCUGUACAGAAAAUGAGAACAUUUAACAAGGACAUGCACGAAGGACCUUACGUCCUUUUGUAUCCAGACUGCUCAGAGGUGGUCCAUGUGCCUGGGUCAGAAAGGCCAUUCAAAUUGGCAGAAUAUAAAAAGGAAAUAGGAAAGGCAUAUUCCAGGAUCACUUUUUUCAUUUGUCUAGAAAAACACUAUAAAAGAGGUUUUUGAACCACAAACUCAAAGUACUCCCAAACUCAAACUGGAAGAUGAAAGGGCUUUCACUACCAGCAAGACCGCACAUAAGCUCAACGUUGCUACAUGCUAUCGGCUGUUUCUGUAACUGACUGAGGUGCCCCCUCGCUCCCUACCUAAAGGACCCACAGCUGCUUGUGUGAGCUUUACUUAAUUCACCUGCAAGAUCUUAUUGGUGUGUCCUAAAAACAUAACAAUAAGCUCUUGCAGGUGAAUAAACACAAAUGACAAAUGAACCAAACCAUUAAAAAAAACAUGUGAGAAUGAAGUGGGGGGAUGUAAUGAGAGACAAUGUUUUUUUUUUUCUAGUGGUAAUCAACCAAUAGAAAUCUUGGCUGUAUCUUGGUAUAUACAUAAUAUUUACAUGAUUUGACUGUAGGCCUGAAGGACACCUGCUGGUUUAAGAUGUCUAAAACACAGAAAAUACCAUAUGUGACAGAAAAUACCAUAUGUGUAAUUUGAUUUAUAACAAAAUAAUCUUUUUUUCAGAUAGUAAUAUCUGAUGCUGAGGAUCUGGAUCCACCUGAAAAAAAUCCAGAAAAAAUUAUUGCUACAGGAAAUACACAGACCUGUAUUCACCAAAUGUUGAGCAAGAGGACGAAGAGCCGGUUGCUGUCAAUGUGAAGAAUUUCCAACAGACAGCAAUUUAAUAUGACAGCUUUUGACUAGCACUCCUGUUUUUUCACUGUACAAUAGUUCUGAUAUAUCUGGAAUAUCCACAAAUUAAGUCACUUUUUCUCAUUACAGAGAUGGACAUUACAUUACCUGACAUCGUAGCAAACCUGUCACUUACUAUUGAUCAUAAAAGAGUCCGCAGGUUCAACAUCUCAAGGGCUAAUGUUUGGGAUGGGGCAGUCAGAGGUUUCAAGCGUACAACAUAUUCUGAAACCUGUGAAAUGCUGGUCAAAUUUACUGAUGAUAUUGGUGUUCUGGAAGAGGGAAUUGACACUGGUGGUCCGAGACGCGAGUUUUUAACUCUACUAAUGAAACAUCUAAAAGACCGGCCCAUUUUUGAUGGACCAGAAGGACAUCGAUUCUUGGUCUACAAUGCAAAUGCGGUUAGGGAGGAUGAAUACUACCUGGCAGGAAAGAGGAUUUCUGUGUCAGUAGUGCACGGAGGUCCAGGACCCCAUUUCCUGUCGAAAGAUCUUGUACAUUAUCUUGCAGGCCAGCCUUCAUUCAAAGCACCAGUUAAUUUAAUAACUGAUGAAGAAAUAGGGAAAGCUUUGCCAGAUAUUGAGAAUGCUGCUUCAUUGGAUGCUCUGCACGAAUGUAUGAUGAGACACAGCACAAUGUUACAGACAGCAGGUUGUCUGAGACAUGUGGCUACUGUGGAAGAAAAGAGAGAAAUUGUUUCAGACUACCUCCAAUGGUAUAUUAUUGACUGCAACUCAUCUGUAAUUGACAGAUUCAGGGAGGGUCUUUCAACCCUGGAGAUUUUGACUGCACUACACCCACACCCUACUUUGCUGGCCCCUGCCCCUGCCCUCACUGCUUUUGACCUUGAGAUACUCUUCAAACCUGACCUCAGUCCUUCGGGGAGUAAUCGAAGACUUAAAGAAAGUCAAACCAUGGGCUACUGGGCAGACUAUCUCCUUGAUUGUAAAGGAAGGCCAGGCUGCUGUGUCUGUGCAAGAUGUUUUGAUGUUUGCUACUGGGCUGUCUUCACUUCCCCCAUCUGGCUUGGAACCACUGCCACAAAUAGAGUUCCUGGAUGACUCUGCGUUCACAAUGGCAAAUACAUGUACAAUCUCCUUGAAAUUACCACUCCUAGACUCAUACACUUUGUUUAAGUCACAAAUGGACUUUGGAAUUCAAAACAGUCCAGGAUUUGGCUGUUUUUAAGCUAAAUUACGGAUGAUCCCUAGAGUUAAAACUCUGAAAACAUUGUUGUUGUUAAAGGUUCACUUUAAAGUGCAGUUGCCCAAAUUGUUUUUAUAAUGUAACAGUAUGUGAGCAUGUUUUUUUUUUCUCACCGUUAACAUUUUGGAAAUGUUUUAGAUUCGUGACUCUCAAACUGGGUUCCCUUUGUGAAUCACUGUUUUAGAUAAAGAAACAAGUAGUUCAAGAAGUUUUGUUUUCUAUACUACAAAAAUUUAAUAAAUACUUUAUAUACUC
Molecule: messenger RNA, 2490 nt
Organism: Cyprinus carpio (common carp)
Lineage: Eukaryota; Metazoa; Chordata; Actinopteri; Cypriniformes; Cyprinidae
Product: G2/M phase-specific E3 ubiquitin-protein ligase-like
Exons: 11
Coding region: 1122-2090 (322 amino acids)
Molecular function (GO): ubiquitin-protein transferase activity
Source: RefSeq, a predicted model, not a curated record